Messenger RNA from Thamnophis sirtalis, 1077 nucleotides. The record is from RefSeq and is a predicted model, not a curated record. NCBI's taxonomy places the organism in Eukaryota, Metazoa, Chordata, Lepidosauria, Squamata, Natricidae.
AUGUCGGUAGCUGUGAUAGAACACAAUAAGAACUGGAAUGUGUGCAGGAACAUUGAAUGUGUCCAUGAAGUCACAAUGAGCCAAACUGAUUUGGAAAAGAACUUAUCUCUUUAUGUUAUCCUAUUGAAUGGUAUCAUCACAAGUUAUGAUAUCAAGAGAUCGGUGAAAACUAACACUGAGCCAAUAGGAAUUACAUUUGCAGUGCAGCAGUGGAUCUACUCAAAACUGUCGCUGCAGCGGUCCAGCAGCUUCAAGGAUUUCGCCAAAUCCAAACCCACCUCUCCGCUGGUGAACAACAAGGCAUUCAGCCUCGAAGAGGAAGAGGGACACGAUGAAUCCGAGAGUUCUGCAUCUCCAGCCCACAGUCCUGUUGAAGACCACCAUCCUGUCUUUCCGGGCACAACCCAGGAGAUGAACAGCCCCAGUGCCUUCAAUGAAAGGGAAUUGUUCAGUCCCACCGUAAGCAGCAAGGAAGAGACCAUCUCUAUGCCAUAUGAUGGACCCUUCUGUGGAAAGGCCAAGGUCCACACGGAUUUUAUUCCCAGCCCCUACGAUAAGGACUCUCUGAAGCUUCAGAAAGGGGACAUCAUCCACAUCAUUGCAAAACCUCCCGUCGGCACCUGGACCGGCCUCCUGAACGACAAAGUGGGCUCCUUCAAAUUUAUCUACGUCAGCAUCAUCCCUGAAGAGAUUGUCCCGGCUACAAAGACCUGUUCGCGGCACAGGAGCAAAAGGCCAAAGCCCAAAACCUUGCAGGAGCUGUUGCAACGGAUGAACCUUGAGGAGCACACCUCUACACUGUUACUAAAUGGUUACCAGACCGUGGAGGACUUCAAGGAACUGCAAGAGAACCACCUGAAUGAAUUGAACAUCACUGACCCACAGCAUCGCACCAAACUGCUUACGGCAGCCGAUCUCCUGCUGGAUUAUGACAGUAAGUGCCCUUUGCCUUCCAAAAGGGCUUCCUUUCGUCCUUCCUCCAUUGUCAUGCUGGCCACGCCCACAGAGACAUCUUCAGGCAGCAGCCCUUCGGGAACUGCUAGUGAGAAAGAAGGCUCUACCCUUUCCAGGAAAUAG